AUGCCGAGCGUCCCGCAGUCAUGGCGGCGACUCCUUUUCCUCCUCCCCGUCCUCGUCAUCGCACUUGGCCUUGCUACCGGCCUGUACAGCGGAUCGCUUCCCAAGCCCAAAUUCCUGGAAUGCAAAUCCAACGACACGAACCCAUUCCAUAACCUUCACGACAUCAUCCACGCCCUGUGGGCCCCGCUUGUCGUGCCUAUCAAUCAGCCAACGUUCACGACCAUCGACGGCGCCGAGAAGAGCCUCCCCGCGCCCGAGGAGCUGACCCACACCGAGAAGCUGGGGAGGCGGCUCUUGAUCCUCGACGUCGACACGCGCCCGCUCUCCGAGGAGGGCAGCGUCUUCGGCGAGAGCCUGCCCACGUGGGACAAUCUCAAAAACCCGUCGGCUGGCUUCCUGAGCCACUACAUGUACUCGCUCAUCCACGGCUACUCGUACAAGUUCAUCCGGGCGCCCCAGUACGUAGACCGGGCGCCGCACUGGUCCAAGGUCGUGUUGACGAAGGAGAUGCUGAAGAGCUACGACUUUGUCAUCAUGCUCGACUACGACGCCAUGUUCCCGACGCCCGAGCUUCCCCUGGAAUGGAUGUUCAACUACUGGAAGAUUGAUAAGAAAGUCAUGGUCGCUAUGGCCGAGGACCCCAACGGCGGCGACAAUAUUGACCUCCGCGACAAGGUCAACAUCAACUCGGGCUUCAUAAUCGCGCAGGCUAGCGAGAACACGCAGGCCCUGUUCAAGGACUGGGCCGAGUGCCCUUCGGAGAAGCGCUACAAGGAUUGCGCCCAGUGGAAGCUGAAACUGUUCCACGAGCAAGCCGCCUUCAGCUCUCACGUGCGCUACGACUUCCUCGACGGCAAGAGCAUCAACACGGACCCCGGGUACAUCCGCAUGCUGCCCUGCAGCGAAGCCAACGGCAUCCCCAAGGUGAAGCACAUUGGCUGCUGGGGCCAGCUGGUGCGCCACUACUGGGGCGACAAGAGCAAGACCAACGACGAGUUCAGCCAUAACGUCAUGUCCGCCCUCACUCCCCUGCUAGCCAGGGCAGGGUUCGGGCCAGGAGGGAAUGUCGACGACUUCCGGGGCAAGUAUCUCGACGGUGCCGAGGUCCUCGACCAGCCGCCGAGCGCCUAG
Molecule: messenger RNA, 1131 nt
Organism: Lasiosphaeria miniovina
Lineage: Eukaryota; Fungi; Ascomycota; Sordariomycetes; Sordariales; Lasiosphaeriaceae
Exons: 2
Coding region: 1-1131 (376 amino acids)
Biological process (GO): protein N-linked glycosylation
Cellular component (GO): Golgi membrane
Molecular function (GO): glycosyltransferase activity
Source: RefSeq, a predicted model, not a curated record